This is a messenger RNA of Megalops cyprinoides (Indo-Pacific tarpon), 1569 nucleotides long. RefSeq names its product folate receptor (gene folr). Gene Ontology annotation, cellular component: external side of plasma membrane. The coding region runs from base 111 to 830 and encodes 239 amino acids. Gene Ontology annotation, molecular function: signaling receptor activity. The record is from RefSeq and is a predicted model, not a curated record. NCBI's taxonomy places the organism in Eukaryota, Metazoa, Chordata, Actinopteri, Elopiformes, Megalopidae. The transcript is spliced from 5 exons.
UGAGCAGCAUUGAUGUACGUUGUUUAAAGCGGAGCCUCUUUUUAUUUACCCAGUGCUGGCGAAAGGAUUUCGAAGAUUACACUGCCGAAAGGACCUAACGAAAACGAACCAUGCGGUCUGUAAUCUUAGUGCUGGCCUUGGUGUCUCUGGCAGUAUCUCAGGACAAGUUGAACAUGUGCAUGACUGCAAAGCAUCACAAGGCAAAACCUGGUCCAGAGGGACAGCUUUAUGAGCAGUGCUCUCCUUGGAAACACAAUGCCUGUUGCACAGCCAACACCACUGAGGAAGCCCACAAUGAUGUCUCCUACCUAUACAACUUUAACUGGAAUCACUGUGGCAUAAUGUCAGAGACCUGCAAGAAACACUUCAUACAGGACACCUGCUUCUAUGAGUGCUCCCCACACCUAGGGCCCUGGAUUCAGCUAGCCGAUGAAUCAUGGCGAAAAGAGCGGAUUCUGGAUGUGCCCCUCUGCCUGGAGGACUGCGAGACAUGGUGGAGUGACUGCAAGAAUGACUUCACCUGCAAAGACAACUGGCACAAAGGCUGGGACUGGACCACAGGUCGGAACGAAUGCCCCACGGGGGCACAGUGCAAGAGGUUUACCGACAUUUUCCCCACCGCCCAGAGCAUGUGUGAGACUAUCUGGUCCAAUUCGUACAAAUACACCACGUACACUAAGGACAGUGGCAAGUGCAUGCAGAUGUGGUUCGCUGAGGGCCCGAGCCCCAACAAAAAGGUGGCUGAAUACUACCUGAAUGAGGCCCCCUCAGUCAGUGUGCCAGUAUCCCUCGUCAUACUUCCAGCCCUAUUCUCCAUACAGCUGUUCUAGAAAAAGGGUGACAUAAACUUAAUGGUGACAUUUUCUUCUCUCUCCCUCUAAAUUAUAGUCCCUUACGGUUGGAAUCGAUAUGGUUUUCUAUGAACUGUAUAACUUUUUAACCUCAGCUAAUACAUAAUUGGAUAGACAGUCAAAUUAUUUUGUGAAGAAUAGGUGAUUUUAUGAGGAAAUAAAACCAGUUCUGACAUAUUAUUUAUAAAUCAGCCUUAUAAGUUCCACUGAUUUGGUAUCUGCUUUGUACAAAAAAACUAAACUUUUUUUCUGUCAGGUUCAGUUUGAAAUAUUUUAGAUUUCUCCCAGAAAAUGUGAGAUGAAUUCCAAGUACAAAGUGGAAACUACACAUUUUGAAUGACUGAGAGAAAAUUGUUUAAAGAAAAGGCCAUUUAAACUAUGGUGCCCCAGGCACCUUCUAAGAAAUUACUUGAACUUGUGAUUGAAAAAAAUCACUGAAAAUGUUGUGGUCGCCAACCAUUUAUGUAGAGUUUUGCAGAGUUUAUGUAUACAGUUUUGCACUGAGCGGAGAUAAUCACAAAUAAAGCACUGUAGUAGAUAUGCUGGUGAUGAGAUCAUUACCUGGUUGGUAACUCUUUUGAAAAUCGAUGUGCUGUGGUAACACAGCAUCCAUUGUGGAUUAUUCCCAGUGACCUCGAUGUCCUGCACACCUCAGUUGCCUGUGAUGAUUUCUUUCAGUAUAACAAUAUUAAAUAUCAGCCUUGUAUGAAUGCUUCAA